AUGGCCUUAGAUGCAGCUGUGACCAAGGACGGCUACGAAGUUCAAUUUGCCACUAACCAUAUCGGUCACGCAUUACUUAUCAAACUUCUUCUACCUAUGAUGCUCCGGACAGCAGAGCUCCCAGAUUCGGAUGUUCGCAUAAUCAACAUGGCCUCGACUGCCUACAAGACAGCGCCCAGCGAGGGUAUCGCUUUUGGAAGCUUGAAGACGAACCAGGAUGGUCUUCGUGGCAUGAUAGGUGGGAAAUGGACACGGUAUGGGCAGAGCAAGCUAGCCAAUAUCCUCUAUGCGAGAGAACUUGCAAAGCGCUAUCCCAGUAUCAAAACGGUGUCUGUACAUCCUGGUUACAUCAAGACGGAUAUCUUCUCGGGUGUAUCAUUCUUGACGGCGCUGCCUGUGAGAUUAGGAGUGAUGCUAGGUUCAGCAUGGACACCCGUGGAAGAAGGUCCAUACAAUCAGACAUGGGCUGGCACAACAGCUCGGGAAAAUCUUGAGGAUGGUGCUUAUUAUGUACCCAUUGCGAAGAAGGGUAGUCUUGACACGAAACAAGCGCGAGACGAUGCGUUGGCAGAGAAGCUAUGGGAUUGGACCCAGAAAGAAUUGGAGGCGUUCUCGUAG
Messenger RNA from Lithohypha guttulata, 618 nucleotides. RefSeq lists its product as uncharacterized. Lineage: Eukaryota; Fungi; Ascomycota; Eurotiomycetes; Chaetothyriales; Trichomeriaceae. The transcript has a single exon. The record is from RefSeq and is a predicted model, not a curated record. The coding region runs from base 1 to 618 and encodes 205 amino acids.